AUGCGCGCCUUCAACAUCGUCCUCGGCCUGGCCGCUGUCAUGCUGCCCAGCAUGCACGCGGUGCCAGUGCAAUCCAUCUCCGAACGACAGUCAACCGACCAGCCAAGCACCAUCGAUGGCACUCCGUUCCGUCUGGCAGUCCGGUAUGCGCAGGGCGCAUAUUGCCAGCCCUCUCUGCAACGUCUACUCUUUUCGAGAGGUCGGGUCAUCUACGUUGCCGGCGACAACGCAAAGCUACCGAUCACCUUCGUGGCUUACGACGAGCUGACCAACAAAGUCGUCGUUUCCCACCAGGGUACCAAGUAAGUUUACAGUGCCCGGCCUAAUGGACUAGCGAUGUGCCGGCCACCCAAUCCCUUGCUGACUGUGUUCGACUUUUUCGCUCAUGCUCCGUUCGCAGCCCCACAUCCGCAGAUUCCGUAUACAUCGAUGCGCAAUAUCUACCCACACUGCCAGACCGCAGGCUGAACGGCUGUGUCGAUCCUGGCUCCGCGAUGCACAUCGGCUUUCAAAAGGCCUGGGCAGAGACUGCUGACCCGAUCUUGGCAGCAGUCAAGGAGCAGCUGACGACGCAUCCUGGCGCUACGCUUCUGGUCACCGGACACUCGCUCGGUGCUGCCCUAGCCACGCUGGACAGCGCGUAUCUGCGAUGCAAUCUUCCAGAUGUACCGUUGCAGACCACCGUACUGGGAUUGCCACGCGUGGGAAACAGCAAAUUUGCGGACAGCAUCGACAGGCUUCACAACGGCACCUUCCACUACCUGGUCAAUGGUCAAGAUCCCGUACCUCACAUCCCAUUCCGGCAGCUUUCUUACGAGCACCCUACUGGAGAGGUGUGGAUCAACCCAGCCAACGAGAACGAAGCCCUUAGCUGCCCAGGAAGAGAAAAUUCAAGGUGCUCCAACUCCGUCGACCCGAGAACCUACAACAUCGGAGACCAUGUUGGGACCUACUUUGAAAGACAACUUACUGGUUUCCCAUCGCCCAACCUCUGCUAG
Molecule: messenger RNA, 998 nt
Organism: Ceraceosorus bombacis
Lineage: Eukaryota; Fungi; Basidiomycota; Exobasidiomycetes; Ceraceosorales; Ceraceosoraceae
Source: the annotation of a GenBank genome assembly